CGAAAACAUACAUUUACAUGACUUUUCUAGGUAUAUAAAUCACACUUUUAAGUAAAGAGUAUUAAAGUUAACCACAAUUGACUGGUGAAGUUCUUAUAUAUUGAAUGAACACUAUAAAUGCAUCCACUUUAUUCAAAAUAUCACUCACUCAACACACUUGUGGCUGUGAACGACAGACACACAUCCUGUGUUUAAUCUGCUUUAAGCCUUUGAAGUGGACUAAACCACUGGAAGAUUAGACUCGAUUGGAAAUGCACAAGUGUAAUCCCUUUUCUGCCAUCUUCACCAAGUGCUACUCUUCUGUUGUCAUCUGUUGUCUUCUGUUUAAGUUCAUUUUGUUAAGGUACCUGCCAACCAGAGAUGUGAAACUGCUGUGGAUCAUGAGAGAACUAAUGGCUUUGGGUCUUUGGGAACAUGUUCUUUAACAACAUGGAAAGGCUUUAGAUGAGCUAUGCCAUGUAACAGAAUCAUCUUAAAGUGGGAGGUCUGGCCCUCUUCUGUGGUACAGAGCAUUUGGCUUUCUCCCUGCUUGAUGUGGGGACAGCUACGGCAUCUUCUCUUGGCCUGUCAGCACGACGGGGGUUACUUAGCGACAGGAAGUUAUGAAAAUGAGGACCAGAAUGAUAAUACGGAGGACAGAUCAAAGGAUCCCAUAUCCUUUCAGCCCAUGGGAUCAGAGCGGAUGGAGAUGCGAAAGAGGCAGAUGUCGGUGCAGCAAGAGUCGGUGGCGGGCACCACAGCACCGGCACAGAACGAGCAGCCUGGCCAGGGGAACCGUGGCUCCAACGCCUGCUGCUUCUGUUGGUGCUGUUGCUGCAGCUGCUCCUGUCUCACUGUUAGGAAUGAAGACAGAGAAGAGAGGAACCGGAGAGCCUCGUAUGAUCUUAAAGCAGAGGGGAAUGCAGACUUCGAGGAAAGUCUGAAACCGACUGCGGAGGAGGUCCUCUUAUGGGGGCAAUCUUUCGACCAACUGAUGCACUGCCCCGCUGGAAGAAGUGCCUUCCGGCAGUUUCUGCGCACUGAGUUCAGUGAGGAAAACAUGCUCUUCUGGUUAGCCUGCGAGGAAUUCAGUAAGGAAACCAAUAAGAGCGUCAUCGAGGAGAGAGCACGGAUAAUAUACGAAGACUACAUCUCUAUCCUUUCACCCAAAGAGGUGAGCCUCGACUCUAGAGUUCGAGAGGUUAUAAACAGGAACAUGUUGGAGCCAACAUCCCACACGUUUGACGAUGCCCAGCUCCAGAUAUACACACUAAUGCAAAGGGACUCAUAUCCGCGAUUCAUGAACUCGCCGGUCUACAAAAACCUGAUCAAGACAGUCUCUGAGCAGUUGGUGGAAUCUUAGAUCUCUGUGAUCCCGGGUUGAAUGCCCCAUCUUUUGGUUGUUACCUUUUCUUGUGUAGAAUAUGUUUAAAAGGACCUCAGCGAGGGUCUUCCCAGGGAUUUUACUGCUAUAGCGAUCUGUACCUGAAAAAAAGACACUCAGGUCUCCAGGUCACUGGAUUAAAAAAAAAAAAAAAAAUGUCUCAAAUUUCCUGAGGGCUCAACACCACAAGUACUGCUACAGAUCAGCAUAGCAAACGAUGCUCCAAAGGAUUAUCAGUGCGUUUAGAUGUUUUAAAGAAUUUUAAAUUUAAAUUUUAUUUGUGUUGAAGGGUUGUUUUUAUUAAUUUUUUUUAUAUCAAUGUUCGAAGGAAGAUGUGAUACCAAUCGUGGACUAUAUACAGUAGAUAUAUUUAUGAAUUUAUCUUACAUUCCUUCAGCCUUUUUUUUUCUCUCGUGUUAUAAUAUUUAAAGAAGAGGGAAUUAUGGGGCAACAAGUAUUGCCUGAAAAAUGCGUAUGAGAAUCAAAGCUUAAGUCAAGGCAACACUUCACAGGAGCAGUCUGUUGUAAACAGUAUUGUUUCAGCUACUUUAUCAAAUACUCCCUAUUAUAAUGACUUGGCAUCUCCAAUGAGAAAUCAUCAUUAUUUCCUAAAGAAAAACUCCUAAAAACUGUAAUUAAAGAGAUAAUUGUUUUAAGCAGAAAUAUAUUCAAUUAAAAAAAGGUUGAACUGUAUCAUGGAUAAGAAAUAACUAUUAUCAUAAUGCAUAUAUCAGACAGCUUAGUAAAGUUAUUUUCUCUGCCUUAUGUACUGCUUGAAAAUAUCAAGAAUUUAUUUACAGAAAUAUCAUGAAUCUAUAAGUGUUUUUCUGUAUCAUAGCAUUAAUUUAUUCCUAGCCACAUUGAGAACGAGCAGCUAAGAGUUGGUUGGGCAUGGCAACAGUUCCUUGCAUGUACUCAACCCAAAGACACUAUGAAGACUGAAAGCCUCAUCUGUGUACAGUAUAUAGAGGAAGUAUUAUUUUUAUUAAUGACCUUGAAUAGAAGAGAUUUAACCUGCAGGUAUUAUACUACAGUAUCAAAUGUGCUGUAUUUCUAAACAUGAGCACUGAAUGGGAAGGUGCAGGUUUUAUUGCUAGGACCCUCAGAAGUAGAUGACACCAAAGUAGCCAAGUUCAGUAAAACUGUGUGAUUAGCUUUCUCUCCAAUAAAACUGACUAGAAUUGGAGCUGCCAAGUUCUUACUAUAUUUUUAGUUCUGUGAAUUUACUUUGUUGCCUGACUCUCAUGUCACUCAAAGACAAGAUCCUCACUCGGGGAAGUGCCUUGACAUUCAAUUUUGUGGCAUCUCUUUUUUGGCAAUAGUUGAUUUAAACUCUUGCCACAUACAGUAUGUAGACUCUGGGCCUUUGAUCAAUUCACCAGAUGACUUGUCCUGCACUGUGACGUCUGAAUUGAACGAUUACACUUCAUAUGCCUCUAGUUUUGGAGCAAAAAACACCAUUGGUUUUGUCAAAUGCUGAAGUCGCACAUUUAAGAAAGUGGGUCUGUUUGCCAGUUAGUCAGGUACAAUUCAUUAAGAUUAUUGAUCUGAGUCCAGACAUACAUCUACCAACAUGUAUUUCAUGGUGGUGCUUCUACUUGUCUUAGGCUAACUUAAUAUGAAAUGUGCAAUUGAUAUGUGCAAUUUGAGCUGAUGGAUUCACCACAUAGAUCAACCUCAAAAACAAUCUAAGCCAAUGGUUUGGAGUUAUACUGCCUAUGAAUCUUUUUUUUUCUUUCUCUCUCUCUCUCUCUCUCUCUCUCUCUUUUUUGUUGUUGUUGUUCUGUAACGUAUACAAAAACAAGUGUUAUUUUCCAAUCAGUUUACAUACAAAUUAUUAUACAUUUUUUAAUUAAUAAUAUGUGAAUGUUUACAGUAAUCAGAUUCGUUUUUUGUUUUUGUUUUAAUGAAUUGAGAAAAAUAAUGAUUUGUGGGCAUUUGGAAUCUUUAAGAUACAAUAAAGCACAAUAAUUUUAAAA
Messenger RNA from Carassius gibelio (silver crucian carp), 3342 nucleotides. RefSeq names its product regulator of G-protein signaling 20-like. Lineage: Eukaryota; Metazoa; Chordata; Actinopteri; Cypriniformes; Cyprinidae. The coding region runs from base 452 to 1342 and encodes 296 amino acids. The record is from RefSeq and is a predicted model, not a curated record. The transcript is spliced from 5 exons.